Messenger RNA from Arabidopsis arenosa, 1643 nucleotides. Lineage: Eukaryota; Viridiplantae; Streptophyta; Magnoliopsida; Brassicales; Brassicaceae. The record is from the annotation of a GenBank genome assembly.
AAGAAUGAACCAUCGUUGAGAUCUUCUGAAAUUAAUCAGUCUCGAAGUCUCUGGAGAUUGUCUUAAAUCAUGGACUCUAUGGAUAUUGAUCAAAGUAACAGAGGUGAAUCGCCUCACCUUCUGCUGAGACCAGUAAGGCCAAUGGAAUCUGGUGAAGGUUUACCAUAUGCUCCUGAGAAUUGGCCUAAUCCCGGAGAUACUUGGCAUUGGAAGGCUGGACCGAGAGUUAGCGGUAAAGGCUACUUUGUGGAUAGAUACUUAUAUCCUCCUAAGCAUCUUCCGGGUUUAGAUACUGAAAUAUGGCGGAAAAAUAAAGUAUUUAGGAGCAGGCUCUCACUCGAACGAUACAUUCGUGUUACCUUCCCUGAAGCGGAUGUUCAAAAGUUCUUUGCUUCUUUCAGCUGGAGCAUACCCUGUAGAGAUGGUGAGAUGCCUCAGAAGCAGGUUCUGUUGCCAGUGUAUAGCUCAGAUGAGGAUCCAAUGCAUGAUAAUGGAUCUGAUACUGCGGUUUGUAAGGCUGGUAAUGACAAAUGUGGGAGCCUGAUGCCACAGUGUGAAGCCGAGACUUUACCUGCUAUGCCUUGUGACAUUUGCUGCGGUGAACCUAAUUUCUGCUCUGAUUGCUGUUGCAUCCUUUGCUGCAAGUUAAUAAGUUUGGAGCAUGAAGGUUAUAGCUAUAUCAAGUGUGAAGCUGUGGUUUCCGAGGGUCAUAUAUGUGGACAUGUUGCUCAUGUGAACUGUGCUCUUCGAGCUUACAUGGCUGGAACCAUUGGAGGCAGCUUCGGGUUGGAUGCUGAGUACUACUGCAGGCGAUGUGACGCCAAAAAGGACUUGGUUCCACAUGUCAACAAGUUUCUAGAAAUAUGUCAGACUGUAGAAUAUCAAGGCGACGUGGAGAAGAUCCUGAAUCUCGGUAUUUGUAUCCUGCAGGGCUCACAAAGAGACAAUGCUAAAGAACUAUUAAAUUGUAUCGAAUCAACAGUCAUCAAGCUUAAAUGCGGCACGAGCUUGGAAGAUCUCUGGAAUGAUGAUACACCAACUAUAUGGUCAGAUUACUCCGACAGUGGAGAAGCUAGAGACAAUGAUACAUUGCAAAGUUUACAGGACGUGACUCCAAUUGGGCCCAUACCAUUCAACCAUGAGGCUGAGAUGCACAAACUCGAGGAAGAAAUCGGCGAGGUUCUAAGAGCACUGAGAAAGGCUCAGGAAUUUGAGUACCAAAUUGCAGAAGGCAAACUUCAUGCUCAGAAAGAAUGUCUGAGUGAUCUGUAUAGGCAACUCGAGAAGGAGAAGGCAGAGCUGUCGAGGCGAGUAUCAGGUACAGAUGUGAAUACCUUGAUGACGAAUGUGUUGAAGAGAUUGGAUCAGAUUAGAAAAGAAGUCACAAAGCUUAAAGAAAUGGAAGAAGUAGCCAAGGGAUUUGGUAGGACACCUAGAGGAGUUCUUGAAGAGUACUUUCAUCUAAGCAUCGAGGACUAAGCACAUCUGAGUUAUAAUCAUAAUUGUACAUUCGUUAUGACGUUUGUUUGCUAAGUUUUUGAUUCUUCCUCGUAAAUCUGAGUUUUGGAUGAUCAUUUAUUUAUUCAUUAAUCAAUUUACGAGUAACCAAUGCACAGAAUGUACAAUGAAAAGGUCUUAUUAUU